AUGGGCCAUCCUCCUCUGAAUUCCCACCUUGCUGCAGCCGGUGCUGCACACCUGAGGACCAAGCGAUGUUCCUGCAACAGCUGGCUGGAUAAGGAAUGCAUUUACUUCUGUCACCUGGAUAUUAUCUGGGUCAACACACCUGGACAUACCGCUCCCUAUGGCUUGGGAAGCCCGCCAAGGCGUCGCAAGAGAUCACUGAACAGGUGCGAGUGCUCGCACUCAAGGGACAGCAUCUGUGCCACCUUCUGCCAGGCAAAGCCUGGGUACCUCCAGAACGUGAGGCUCCCAGCGAGCUCUGGAGUAGCGAUGAAGACUCUGCAGAGCAGUGGCAUGAGGCCUUCCCAGCAUGGCCUGCUGAGAGCUCUCAGGGAUCUUGCCAUCUCCAAUUUGCAGUUUGGCAAACAGCAGCACCGUUCUCAGGGGAACGCUCAGCCAACAGCUUUGCCUUGGAAGAAGAAUAUCUGGAAGAAAAAGAGAUAAGAAACAGGAACUAACCAAGUUCACCAGAAGAAUUUGGAGUCCCGUGGGUGCCACUAACUCCGCUGUUGGUAGUUAGAGCUGAAGGAAUGGCCGUAAGCGAAAGGGGGAAGAAGUGGAAGUCUCCAUGCUCCUGUUGCAUGAACCAGUACUGUAUGCACUCCAGAGACUGUUGUAAAGGGAAAACAGAAUCUCUCUAUACAGUCAUAGAUGUGUUGUGGAGCUGAAUUGUGCCUUCUUGGAUCAGGCAAGGGUCUUACUGGUAGAGUAUCAGCUAAACUCUGCACUGGAUACCUAGACAGAUGGCCAGCCCACCCUGGGCAGUUGAAUCACUUACAAAGCAAGCAGCUAUGUGCAGUUCUGGACCUGGCAGCACUGAAGUCCCAUAUCACAGGCCUGGUCUACUCUGCCUUUGAACCAUGUUUGAACAUGGUUCCACCUUGACUCCAUUCAAACAUGGUUUGGCUGGCCAUUGUAGAUGGGGAUAAACUGAUGACAGUAGGGCCUGCUUGGGCCCAUCUGUGCGCUUUUUUCCUCUUACUUGUCAGACAGUGUGAUGUGCAUAUGAAUGAGACUCCCAUGACAAAACAGUUCCCAGUUCUUACAAUAAUGAAUCUUCUAGAAGCCUGAAAGCCAACUGAGUAGUCAGUGGCGUUCUCUGGCUAAGCAAUUAACUGAAGGACCGUCUUUAUGUGGUUCUUGUUUAGAUGGAGGAUAGCUUCUUUACAUCUGAGCUUGCAUCAAAUCCAAGCAUGACCCCUGCCCACUGGGUACAGAGGCAACAGGGUUGGGGAGGCUCAAGAGGAGCUGCAUUUCUGUAGCCUCUGCUGCCACAGCUGUGCAGGAGCCCCAUACAUAAAGCCACCUGUUACCUGGGAAAGGAGCCCUGCUAGGUUAGGUGCAGAGCCAAGCUGCUAGUCUGGAUGAGUUCAGUGGUAUGAAUCUGUCUCAUCUCCUUAGACAUACCCCUUGUGGAGCAGACAACUUCCACCUCUUAACCUAACAAACACCUCAGCUUUCUUUCAGCUCUACCUGAAAGGAAAGGCUAGGAGCAGAGAAGAUGGGUGGUGGGAAAAUAGCAUCCAAAGGCUUGCUUGCUGCUUCGCUUAGCUCAGGUGUCUGAGUCAGGCUUUAUAAUAAAUGACCAGCAUGAAUAGCAUGCCACUAAGAGACGCGUAGCCUGAAUAGAGAAUGAAUAGGCAAGGGGCAGCUGGGUGGGAUUAACGUGGGAAAAAAAGGUCACCAAGAUGAGAGCAUGGCACUGUCUGCACAUCCUUAGAAAGGGCUGGAUUUAAACAGGAGCAAAAAUCAUGGCCUCUUUGCCAGACCUGGAGCAACACAGUGCUGCUGGCUUAGAAGAGAGGCAGGAAUAGUUUGGAAGAACACUAAGCCCAGAGCCUUGAAGCCCAUCCUGUAGGCAGACAGUCUUAAGGCUUUGGAGUGGUAUUACAAAUGCAGUUUCAUUUGCCUGGGUGGAUUAACUUCUAUUCUAAAGCAUGGCUGCAACUGUCAUCUCGUUAGUGUAGAUAAAUAAUUGCUCUCCUGGAAUCACUGUUUGGUCCCCCUCGCUGCCCAAUCCAGUAUUACACGUGAGCAUUUUAAAAGGCUGCUUGAAGUUGGUGGUGGACCAAAAUCUGUGGCUGUUGCAAGUGUAGUCCCAUUGGACAUGCAAAAUAUUUCUUUAAUUUUGUCGUAAGCCCUAGAGGGGGAGAAAAUGAGACCAAUUGAUUGUAUCAUAAAUGAAAAAACAGACAAGUCAUUUGGUCCCCAAAGCUGCAGAGAAACUUUUUAUAUGUGACCUUCUGAAGGUUUCAGUCAUUCUAAAAAAAAUCCUAAAAGGGUUUGUUCCAAAGGAAACUUUGCACAUGGUUUAAUGUGAGCCUAGUAAUUUAAAAUAAAACUACUGCUGUAAAAUACUAUGUAUAUCUCCUUUUGUGUGUAUGAUGUCUUUUCUUUUAGUAACUUAUUGCACAUUCCAUAUGUAGCAUCCUGA
Messenger RNA from Struthio camelus australis, 2470 nucleotides. NCBI's taxonomy places the organism in Eukaryota, Metazoa, Chordata, Aves, Struthioniformes, Struthionidae. The record is from RefSeq and is a predicted model, not a curated record.